AUGGACGCCAGCGGGAAGUUCUUCUUCUUUUUUCUUGCUUUUCUGGCGACCGCAGAGACGCAGGAGCUGCAGGUGGCAGAGAACAACGCUGUGGGUGACCUGGUAGAGACCCUCAUCUUGGAGGAGGGCGUCACGGCCUCUCUGGUUGAUUCCAAUGUCCCUUUCAUUCUGGAGGGAAACCGGCUGCUGGCCAGUCAGGUUCUGGACUUUGAGACAAGUCAAAGCCAUGUGGUUAAGGUUUCUUGCAGUAAGAAUGAUCCUAAUAUCACACCGCUAAUCCGCAUCAUCUUAGUAUUUGUCCUGAAUGUGAAUGACAACGCUCCAGUCUUUGAAAAGAGCACUUACCACAUCGACAUCAACGAACUGUUAAAAGUGGGGACGGUUAUUGGUGCGUUUCCCGCUACGGACCGGGAUGCGGACACUACCCUCUACUACACGCUGACAUCAGAAUCGAAUUACUUGAGACUGGAGUCGGAUGAAAACCCAGAACUGGUCAUUCAGAACAUUCUGGACUAUGACAAAGUCCAAAGUGUUCAGCUGGUCUUGCGCGCUCAAGACACGCCGUUGUCAGGAUCUGCCGGCGAUGUCUCAUUCACCGCUACAACUACCAUUGAAGCGAGAGUAGUCGAUGUGGACAACAGACCGCCCUGGUUCCAGCCUUGCGAUAGAUACGAAGUAGCUGGCGCGGUCAUAUGCCAGAGCAACGGAUACACCAGCCAGGUGUACCUGAAUGAAAUGCAGGCCGAGCCUCUAACGCUGAAUCCGGGUCCGCUUUACGCUAUCGAUGGCGACGUUGGGAUAAAUGAGGCUAUAGUCUACAGCUUCCUGGGCGAAACUGAAGAGGGCCUGUUCGAAAUCAACGCAAACACAGGCGACAUCAGCAUUAAGAGGGCAGUCGACGUGUUAGGAAACAUCAGUCUGACAGUUCUGGCUGCCCAGACACCGACAAGUUCUCAGUUUACCACCACAACGCUCACGGUUAGUGUUCAAGUAAAGACGCUCCACAAACCAAAAUUUGAGAGGGAAAGUUAUCAGGGUGUGGUUUCGUCAGUGGGUGCAAUGGCAACAGACCCAAACAACAAUGAUGAGCCACUUCAGAUUGUUGCCUUGGAUGAGGAUUACGCCAGCAUGGAGGGUAAAAACCCUCACAUUGUCUAUCGAAUCAUCGGAAGCGAUGACUUCUCUAUCAUUCAGGGUUACCUGUUCAUGACCAAGGACCUCCCGGAGGACACGUUAUCUUUGCAAGUGGAAGCAGUGGACACGUCCAAUCGCGAGAAGGCAGUGGCAACGCUCUCUGUGGAGGUGAAAACUGGUCUCACCACCACCGCUUUGCCUUUGAGCACCACCAUUGUGACCAGCCUCCCAACCACUGAUGGCAGAACCACGGACCAAACCACCACCGACCCUGGUACCACCACAGAUGGCAGAACCACUGAACCAACGAAGUCCACCACCAACCCCAGUACACCCACUGACAGCAGUGUCUCAACUGAUGUCACCACAACCAGCGAAAGUUUUACUUCCGCCGCAACAGAAUCAUCGAUGACAUCACAGUUUACCGACAGUCCCACCAGCACUGCAGACCCUUUCACAGAGGAGGUGCCUAUCCCACCGGGCGGUUUCGGGCCGGAGGACAUGGCGGCGCUAGGGGCAACUCUAGGCAUUCUUCUCUUCGCCUGCGUGGUGGUCAUUGGAGUGCUUGUUUGUCGGCUCCAGAGGGGAAAAGCCGACUGGAAGAAGAUCCACGAAGCCAGCAUUUUCCGAAGCUCUCUGGGCCAGGACUUGGGUGGUGAGAAGCAGGGCGUCCAGUACACGAAUGAAGCUUUCCAGCAUGACAAUGAUGAUGGCAGUGUAGGCUCUGGAAGUCCGUAUGUCAUGAACGCUGAAGAGGGGCCUACGGAUAACUCUGUUUUUAAGUCCAGUGUGGCGACACUGAGCACUCUCCUGGAAGGUGACAAUAUUAGUCAGGAGAGCUCCGAUAAAGAGAAGGAGGUAAAGCCAAUCCUGACCAAAGAGCGUCGCCUGGAGGAAGGCUACAAGGCUGUUUGGUUCAAGGAGGACAUUGACCCAGACGCCAAAGAGGAGGUGGUCAUCAUUCCCGACAGCAGAGAAGAUGACAGUGGGGAUGAAGAUGAUGAGGGACCCGCUAAACCCUCAAAAGUGGGCUUUACCGAAUCUGACAUGGACAGCGGACUGGGAGUGAAGAUAGAGGAUCCAGCAGAGGACUCGGAUGGUGGCAAUGAUCUGAAUGUCAACCUCUGA
Nerophis lumbriciformis (worm pipefish) is the source of this 2262-nucleotide messenger RNA. The record is from RefSeq and is a predicted model, not a curated record. NCBI's taxonomy places the organism in Eukaryota, Metazoa, Chordata, Actinopteri, Syngnathiformes, Syngnathidae.